CAGACCAUACACCUCUUGUCCUUACCAGACUUGUUUUAGAUCAGCAAGGUCAUGAGCACCCAGUUUCUGUACCGGUAUCAUUUGGAGUCACUUACAAUUUACACCUGGCUUCUGUUUUGAAUGAAUCUACGACUCUUCAUUUUUUAACAGCCACACAAACUCACCAAGAAGAGCUUUACGUCUAUUCUCAUACAUUUUAUGAUGUACGCAGCUCAGAUUAUGCUAAGGGGGUAGAACCUUGUGGCGGCACUAUUUGUGGUUCAAAAGAACACAACAAAAACCUACACGUACUGUCAAACUUGAGUAGGAACAAAGGACUUUGGUUAUCACAAGCCUCAAACUGUUGUUCACUUCAUCAAUGUAAUGGACGCUCACACAUUUGCCAACCAUCUUCCAACCAUUAUAAGAAUGAAAAAGGAACUCAAGGAUGUUCCUCAAAGAAGUUGUCAAGUUUCAGUGUUAUGAGUUACAAUAUUUGGAAUUUUAACACAUAUCACAAGGACAGCAGAGAAUAUCCUAACAGAAUGUAUGCCUUGGCCGGGGUAAGCUAGAACUUAGAUAUUUUUUACCCUUAUUUAAAUUAAUCUCCUAUGACUUAUUAAAAUGCUUUUUGAGAUCAUUCUCUUGUUACACAUAAUCAUAAAGCUCUGAUUGAGGCUAAAAAUGUGUAGUUACUGAAUCUAAUUUUUUUCUCUCCGAUUCUUCUCAGCUGCUUAAACAGGCUAACCCAGAUAUUGUCUCUUUUCAAGAAGUGCGUUUUGAGACUCCAUUAGGAGAAAAUCUGGGCCCUAGUCAAAUGAAAUACCUUAUUUCCCAAUUACAUGAUUAUCAGGUAAUUUAUUUAAUUUUAAAGGAAAGCAUUUUUUCCUUAUACUACCUGGUACCGGCACUAGAUAUUUUUAAAAUAUGAAGUUUAAGGAAAUAUGUGUAUUACUUUCACUUUCGGCACAAUGACAGCAUCACACAGUUUUUAAUAGUUAACAUAUUUAAUUUUGUAUAAAGGAAUUAUUUCUCAAUCAUCACAGUUUGUCUAUCAGCCAGCACAAAUGCAAGGCAAUAGUCUUGAGCAAGGAAGAACAGAAGAAGGUUUAGCCAUUUUCUCUAAAUUUCCCAUAAUACAUCACGACUACUUACUUUUAUUCAGGUAAUUAUAGAUCAAAUCUCCCAUACGGAAACUGUUCAACUAAGAAAAUAUAGCCCAUUUGUUUAGUUCCACUGUUUUAUUUUAUGUACAGAAUGUAUUGCUAAAAUGUACUUUGAAUGUCAAGUAUUAAAGGACUAAAGUUUGAUAAAAGAUUAUUCUCUCUCAGAAAUCAGAGCAAUUCAGCAGAUCAGAAUCAAAGGGUGUGUUUACAUGUUAUCAUUGAGAUGCCCAUUGUUGGAAAGGUAAACAUCCACACUUGGACAUAUUAUUAUUAUUAAUAUGUAACACAUGUCAAAUAAUUGGUAUGAAACCCUAUUUGAACUAUUUUAAUUUUGUUAUUAAAACUUUCUACUUUAAAUUAAACUUAAAUGCUGAAAUUCACAAUACUAAAUUUAAUUUAAUUAUUGCGGGUGCUCACAAUUUAAACAGUGCAUUACAUAAAAAUAAAUCCUUUUUUUUUUCUUCUUUCCAAUUAAUUUUAUAGAUAGCAGGAGGAACUAUUUAUAAAAUCAAAUUCUGACUCUGAUUAUUUUAGGUUCAUAUUUUCAACACACAUUUGUCGCUGAGUCAUGAGGCCAGAGAAGAAUCUGUCAAGCAGAUUUUAGAGUUUAUGUUGAGUUGUGGGGACGAGCCAGCCAUCCUUAUGGGAGAUCUCAAUGCAACGCCAGAGGAAAAGGCGAUCAGGUCUGAAGUAUGUUCUGUCUAUAGCAGCAGUUCUCUCCCCUUUAAGGGUCGCCUAAGACCAUUGAAAAACACACAUUUCCGAUGGUCUUAGAAACCGAUUGAUUUGGUCUGGCUAAAAAAAGACAUGUCACAAAUUUUCAUUAUGAUUGGUGACGAAUUUGUGACUAAACUGAGUUCAAUUUCCUUAUCUAACGACACUGUUAGAAGAAGAGCAGAUGACGUGUCUGAUGAUAUUCUUGAUUACGUAAUACAGGAAAUUUAAUCUGCUCCACUUCCAGUAUGUAGCGUCCAACUGGACGAAUCUACAGACGUUGCAAAAUGUUCACAGUUACUGGUUUACGUGAGGUAUACUAAUGAUGGCGACUUUAAAGAUGAGUUUCUUUUUUUCAAACCUCUUGAAAUGACAACUACUGCACAGUUGGUUUAUGUCUGAAAAAUCAUACGAUCUCUUGGGAAAAGGUUUGUGGUGUUUGCACAGAUGGUGCUCCAGCAAUGCUAGGACGUCAUAGAUGGUGCUCCAGCAAUGCUAGAACGUCAUAGAUGGUGCUCCAGCAAUGCUAGGAUGUAACAGAUGGUGCUCCAGCUAUGCUAGGAUGUCAUAGAUGGUGCUCCAGCAAUGCUAGGAUGUCAUAGAUGGUGCUCCAGCAAUGCUACGAUGUCAUAGAUGGUGCUCCAGCUAUGCUAGGAUGUCAUAGAUGGUGCUCCAGCUAUGCUGGGAUGUCAUAGAUGGUGCUCCAGCAAUGCUGGGAUGUCAACAUUUGUUACUGAAUGAGUCACCAAAAGUCAUCGAAAUUCACUGAUUGAUUCAUCAGCUAAUAUUAGCAAUGAAGACGCUGCCACGAGGGUUACAAGAAGUAACUAAUAGCGUCAUAAAUUCUGUCAUAAGUUCUGUCAAUUUUGUAAAGGUGAGCACUUUAAACAGUCGACUGUUUUCGUAACUGUGCAACGAGUUGGAUGAGCCGAACAAUGCUCUGCUAUUUCACACUGAAGUUAGUUGGUUGUCAAAAGGAAAGAUUGUAAAACGUGUUUUGGAGCUUCGUGAUAAACUCAAAAACUUAUUAAAUCAGAAUGCAAGACUGCAGUUCGAAGCUCUUUUUUGUGAUAAAAGUGAACUGCAGAAAAUAGCUUACUUGGAUGACAUCUUUGCCAUAUCGAGUUAAAUUUAUCACUGCAAUGACCAAAUGCAACAUGUCUCGAUUUGUCUGAAAAGAUGCGAUCAUUUAAAUUUUAAUUUCAGCUUUGGCCAAUAAAAAUUGGAGGAAAAUAAAAUUUACAUGGUGCCUCUCUUAUCUGGUUUCUUUGAGGAACAUGACAUUGAACCAAAGGGAUAACGAUGAUAAUUCUGUGAAGGAACACUUGCACAUGCUUGGAGAUGAAAUUUCAUCGUACUUUCCAAAUCUACUUGACACCCCAUUUGCACUUGCCAGAAUUCCAUUCACAGUCAAAGUUGAAGAUGUUCCUGAGUCAACACAAGAGAAGUUCAUUGAACUUAUUAACAGUGAUGCAGCGUGAACUGAUUUCCAAUGCCAGUUACACAAUUCUGGAUCAGGUGUUUGCAGUCAUAUCCUGUUCUGCAUGAGACUGUGUUGCGACUUUUCCUUCCAUUUCCAACAUCAUAUUUUUGUGAAACAGGGUUUUCCAGCUUGUUGGUAAUCAUGUCUAAAUAUAGAAGUUUUUCUUAUCUGGUAAAAAAGAAAAAUUCUCCACCUUCCCACUGACGAUGGCUUUUUACGCAUAUUGUCGCAAAAUGUAGCAAAGUAGUUUACUGUUGUUAUGUUAAGACUGUUACCCAUGCUACACCAUGCUUCAAGACAAAAUUUCAUUUAUUGGUAAUUAGAAAUAACUAUUUCACAAUUUAUAAUUACCUAUUGUUUUUUGUGAUUAAUCAUUAUGCUUUAAUUAUUUUCAAUUUGUAACAAUCAAAAUACAUCCUGCGUAUCAGAUAUUAACAUUGCGAUUCAUAACAGAAGCAAAAUUACAGGUAUGAAGUAGCAACGAAAAUAAUUUUAUGGUUGGGGGUCGCCACAAUAUAAGGAACUGUAAGCAUUACAAAAGUUGAGAACCACUGGUCUAUAGUGAUAAGUGUUUCAAAGUACUAUUUACUUUAGUUUGUUUUGUUGAAAAAUGAUGGUAAACUGAUGUUAUCAAGAUUAAAUGGUGUGGUUUUUUUAAAUGAAUUGAUGAGUACGGUAAAUGAGAUACUUUUUUUUCUGGAAUAUACUUUUUUGUAAAUGAGAUACUUUUUUUUCUGGAAUAUACUUUUUGGGAUUGUCUUUAAAUUAGUGAUGAAUUGAUUUUUAUGAAAUUUAAAAAAUUUGCUUUGUUAUAGCUGGAUAUUGUGAUGACAGUUGCUCUGUCAUUGCAGGAAUGGUGUUAUGACAGUAGUUCUGUCAUAGCAAGAAAUAAACAUGUAUCCUUAAAGAACCUGGGGUCUUCAACACAAUCCUUACUGAAAAUUCCCAGUGUGGAUGAACACAGAAAAAAGUCUUAAGGAGUGCGCUCUUUUGAUAGCGCCAAAAUUAUGGAACGGUUUGCCUCAAUCUUUGAGCGGAAUUGAAAAUGAUAAAAAAAUCAUUUAAGAAACAUUUAAAAACUUUUUUGUUUAAAUAGAUUAAAGAAAACCAGAGCGCAGUGAGCAUGCUAAAGUAGCGUGGAUGCCAGUGCUAUAUAAAUAUCCAAUCAAUCAAUCAAUCAAUCAUAGCAAGAAAUGGUGUGGUGACAGUAGUUCUGUCAUUGCAAGAAAUGUUAUGAUAACAGUUGUUAAAAACUCACCAGGUUUUUAAAAAUCUUUAAUUUUGCUAUCAAAUCAAGUUACUUUGAUUGAUCAUGGCUGCAUGUGUUUUUUCAGAAUGUUAACAGAAAAUACAAUGCUACUAGAUACAUGGAGUUACUUACGGCCUGAGGACUUUGGUUUUACAUUCAGCUGUAUAGAAGCAGAACUUUCUAAACGAGUAAAUCAUUCUUUUUUGCUAUUAAUGAGUUCAUCUUUUGAAAUCUCUUCAUUUAAUCUACAUUUUAUGGACAAAGAAUAAAAGUAAGGGCAAAGAAAAAAUUACAAAUGACCAACAGAAAAAACAAGAAAAUUGUAGCUCAAGUAACUGUCUAUAAAUUAUAAACAAUGGGCUAUAUUCUUAGUCAAGGUUCACAUACAUUUUAUUUCUAGUGAGAAUAUAUUAUCAAUCAGUGUACACAUAUAUUUUACAGAGUUAUUACACCAUCAGUCAAGUUUCACAUCUAUGUAAUUUCAUUAAAUACUGAAGUUUUUGUUUUUUUAUGUUGUUUCAUGAUUGACAUUGCUGUCAUAUCAAGUUUUUUAUUUAAUUUUUCAGAUUGAUUAUAUUUUUUUGAAACAAACUGAAAAAGUUACACCUGAGAAUAUUGAAGUUGUCCAAGACAAAACUAAGUAA
Lymnaea stagnalis (great pond snail) is the source of this 5235-nucleotide messenger RNA. The record is from the annotation of a GenBank genome assembly. Lineage: Eukaryota; Metazoa; Mollusca; Gastropoda; Lymnaeidae.